AUGGAGAACAUCUACGCCGUAAUAUGCUCCUUGAUACUGAUGCUGCCCCUCGUCGUCCAGUUCUACAUGCUAAUUACGGAUCCAAAGAAGCUGUUCACCAUCUUCCACUACUACGCGACCGACGACGAAGCAAACAAAACUCCUCCGCCAAAGCUGCUCGAGCACUACACGAAAGAGCCGUCAACGUUCCAAGCGGAGUCCGACUCGAAGAUGCUGUUAACCAACUUGCGAGCCGUCUCCUCUUCGCCAGCCCUGGCCAGACCGUCGGCCAGCAGGCGGACCGACGCCUCGUCACCGGAGGCGAAACACUCGUUCACGUUCGUCGAGACGGGCGAGACGCUACCAGUGGUGGACAUCGGUUGCACGUACAGCUCGUGCCGCUACAAAGCGUUCGAAGCGUGCCUGCGUGACCAUUACGGGGCCAGGUACCCGCCAGCGGAGGUGGUGCUGAACUCGAUGCAACUACAUCUGGCGGACUCCGGGGCGAGGGUGGCGGCGAACGCGGCCGGUCUCUUUGACUUCAUCAAAGAGAGCGAGCCGGCGCUGAACGACCGAGAGGUACCAAGGAAGCUAGAAAUUGAGUAUCUUAAUCCGUUGGAUCACUUUGUGACCAGACGGAUCCGCAGACCCUCCACGGAGGACAGAUCCACCGAAACGUGCGGCGAGCGAGGCCGCGAGACGUUAUCCGACGCCGCGAGUUGCCCGGACUCCAUCAAAGACGUAAUCAACGCUAGCGGAAAGAAUACCCGGAUCGAUCGGAGACUGGCGAAGACCUCCGGCUUGCAGGCGCGUCCAGGAAUGAAACUCGUCAAACGAGGCAAGGAACGAAAAUUGGACUCGAACCGAGUCACUUUCAAAAAGAUUGGAAGCGAGGAUAUCGAUUAG
Messenger RNA from Nomia melanderi (Alkali bee), 885 nucleotides. NCBI's taxonomy places the organism in Eukaryota, Metazoa, Arthropoda, Insecta, Hymenoptera, Halictidae. The record is from RefSeq and is a predicted model, not a curated record.